Molecule: messenger RNA, 2367 nt
Organism: Boleophthalmus pectinirostris (great blue-spotted mudskipper)
Lineage: Eukaryota; Metazoa; Chordata; Actinopteri; Gobiiformes; Gobiidae
Exons: 2
Coding region: 143-2026 (627 amino acids)
Molecular function (GO): DNA binding
Source: RefSeq, a predicted model, not a curated record
GCCCACAUUUAACAAAGACCUGCCCCUUUUCAGGAGGAUCUCUCCGCCGCCAUCGUUACUUUACCUGUAAUCAUUACUAAAUAGGAUUACGCUACUUUUAUCAAAUAUCGAAACCUCUGUUUUCAACGGCACAGUGUCCGAAAUGGAAGUGGUUCAAAAUGAGGCCACCACCGAAACCAAAACGGCAAUAAAUUCUUGGCGUUACCGCCACCAUUUCACGUACAAGGCAGACCAAGGAAAAAAUAUCAUCGUUCAAUGUAAUCUAUGCCUUCCGAAGGUUAACCUCUUAUCCACAUCGAAGACAUCCACUUCAAAUCUAAAGAAGCACUUAGACAGAACACAUUUGGGCUGUGAUGCCAGGCCUGAUGCCAAGAGAGCAAGGAGAGACGAAAGCUCCCACUGCCAACUCAAAAAAAUAAAAGCAGAAAUCCUCUCUAAAUGUUUGACUCAAACACGGAUUGAUGAUCUUAUCUUUGACUUUGUUGUAGAGGACUGUCAGUCCUUUUAUCUUCUGGAACAACCUGGCUUCAAAAAACUAAUUGCAGGCUUAAGUGAGGGGCUUAAGGUUACAGACAGAGUUACUUUAUUCACAAAGGUUGACCUGGCUUUCUCCAAAAUGCGUGAGGAGGUGAUGUCAAAACUCACCAACAUCCAGUAUGUUUGCACCACUGCAGACAUCUGGACAGCUAAUAGUGAGAGCUUUCUGGGAAUGACCUGCCACUGGAUUGACCCCAAUUCCCUGGAGAGGAAGUCUGCAGCACUGGGUUUUGCCAGGCUUCAGGGCAGAGUAACUUAUGAGACCAUUGCUGGACGAAUACAUGACAUCCACCUUGCAUACAAUAUUGAAGGCAAAGUACAGACAACAUUUACUGACAAUGGCAGCCCUUUUAUCAGUGUUUUCAAGGAGUUUGGUCUAAAUAACCAAGAGAAGGAUGACAUUGGACACUUUGAGAAUGUAAGUGCUGUUCUUGAUGGUGAGCCAGAGCAGGACAUGCUGCUGUUCCUGCCUCCUGUCCAACGCUGCGCCUCUCAUACUCUGGAGCACAUUGUCACAGAGGACUUUUGGCGGGCUAUAUCACAGGGCCCCAUGUGUCAGCUACAUUACAGUGCCAUGUCCAAGCUGUACAGCAUAUGGAAUAAAUGUCAUCACAUACAAGUGGGCAUGGGCUGUGCAGAGGAGAUCGGCAGGAUGGCACUAGUUGUUCCCAAUGUCAUCCGCUGGAAUGUGGAGUAUUGUGCUAUUCAGAAGAUUGUCUCACUCAGUGAGCGUGAGCUAACAGAGCUGUGUGCACGUCUUGAGGUCCAGCGAUUGCAGCCAGAGGAGAUGGCCUUCCUCAAAGAAUAUGUGACCGUAUUCCACCCACUUGCUUUUGCGCUUGAACUUUUUCAAGCGGAACAGAAAUGCUAUUUUGGUCUAGUCAUUCCAACUGUCCUCAGCCUUAAGACAAAGCUGAAUGAGCAUAAAGAUGCAGCAAACUACCUUGGUGAUGUUAUAAAUGCUAUUGUUGUGGCCAUUGAUAUGCGCUUCCAAGAGUUGUUUUCUAGCACAGAGGCAAAGAUUGCAACUGCAACAACUCCGCAGUUUCGACUUUGGUGGAUGGCAGCAUCUGAGAGAGAAGAGAUGUGCUCUAUGCUCGCUUCAAUGGCAUCUCAAGUAGAUCUAAGUGUGGUUACAGAUGGUGCAAGUACUGAAACCCUGCCUACCAUUCAGUCGGAGGAUGACUUCUUUAACUAUGGGCCUGUGAAGCCGCCAGUGCAAGUGCAGUCACGGACUGUGACAGAGGAGAUUAAGAAAUAUGUUGAAGGAACAGGAAAGACCCUGGAGUGUCUACAGGACUUUCCCAGAGUCAAGCAGCUAUUUCUCAAGUACAACACAAUGCUGCCCUCCACAGCACCAGUGCAGCGCCUCUUCAGUCAGAAGGGCAAUCUCGUUAAUUGUCAGAGAAACGUUCUCACUGAUGGCUAUUUUGAACGUAUUCAGCUCUUGAAAUACAAUGGUCAUCUGUACACAGCCACCACCAAGUAAAUCACUUUAUUAUUCAUGAUAACUGUUUUUCAUUUGCAGGAUCAAAUGUGUCAUGGACAUAUCACCAAAGUAAACCCUACAAACUGUCUUGUUUCAGUACUACAAAAUGUUCAGUUCAGUAAUUGCCUUCUUGUAUAUAGAAUAUGUAAGUGACAAUCGUAAGCAAAAAAGGAAGAAAAAAAUGGCAUACAUUAAGACAACUAUUCUGUCAUUGUGAUUUGAGGUAGUCACAGGGUUUAACUCAAGUGAUUGUGUCUGAUGAUUUUUUUUCUACAGCUGUUGUAUGCAAAUGCACCUUCACUUAUAUUUUUUAUUAUGUAUAAAAUAUGACUGAACACUCA